Messenger RNA from Exophiala oligosperma, 303 nucleotides. RefSeq lists its product as uncharacterized. The coding region runs from base 1 to 303 and encodes 100 amino acids. The transcript has 2 exons. The record is from RefSeq and is a predicted model, not a curated record. Lineage: Eukaryota; Fungi; Ascomycota; Eurotiomycetes; Chaetothyriales; Herpotrichiellaceae.
AUGCCGAUCGGCGCCUUCUUUCUCGCUUUGACAGAGGAAGCGAAUGCAUCCAACGCCGACAACAGACCGGACGCAGACAACGACGGUGGGAAAUGGCGGCUGGAGCUUUAUAACGGCCAGUCUGGGUAUAAGCAGAUGUCGGUAGACCCUUUCUUGCGCUACCACGCGCACACAGACUCGGGGUCCUUAGGCCCGUACAAGACGCAGCAGGAGUCUGCGGUAGCCCUUGGACGCCGGGUCCAGGGUGCGGAUAGGGUGCCGGCAUGCCAUGCUGCCUAUAGAUCCUGCGAUAUCCCAAGCUAG